Molecule: messenger RNA, 612 nt
Organism: Hibiscus syriacus
Lineage: Eukaryota; Viridiplantae; Streptophyta; Magnoliopsida; Malvales; Malvaceae
Exons: 2
Coding region: 1-612 (203 amino acids)
Molecular function (GO): RNA-DNA hybrid ribonuclease activity; nucleic acid binding
Source: RefSeq, a predicted model, not a curated record
AUGACUCUAACCUUUUCAACUCAGGUGUUUGCAGCGCUGCAAAUAGAUUUUCCUCAUCAUAGAAACAAGGUAAUUCACGACAAUGCUCAGAAUAACCUUUUUGCUAUUACUACAUUUAUCAAAGCCUAUUUAAGAGAGCAAGAUUCCCUGCACACCGCAAAAAUCAAUCCUAAUGUUUCAUAUAAUGCGGGUUGGUUCCCACCCCCUAUGGAUGUCAUGGAAGUCAAUUUUGAUGCUGUAUUUGAUAAGAAUAAUUUUAUGUCAGCGACUGGAAUUGUUAUAAGGAAUCACAAAGGAAUAUUAAUAGCUGCUGGAUCUUACCUGAACCUACUAAAAAUUUCCGAUCCAUGUGUAGCAGAGGCAACAGCAUGUGAACAGGCCAUCAAGCUAGCACGGGAGUUGAACUUCAGGAAGGUGAUUAUUGAAGGGGACUCUCUAACUGUGAUACGGAAGCUCCAAACCCCUAUACAGAACCGUUCUUUGAUCAUCAUGAUUAUUAAGAAUGUGAUAACGAAGUGUAAGGACUUUACUGAUUAUUCUUUUAGACAUGCAGCUAGAGCUUCCUCCCCCGUUGAUCGAAGUAGCUAUCGCGAAAGACAGAUGGUGGGUUGA